UUGUUGGAAAGACUCGGCUACUACAUACCUGCUGCAAGGAAUCCUUGCUCGUUUCACAGCGCCCAAUAAAUAUCCGGUUUAACGCAGAGGCUGUCCGAAGAAACUUGGACGGCGGUACAACUCUUGCCGUUGAAGGCUCGUCGUGCUGGACAGUGUACUUCAAGCGUGUAGAUUGUCGAAUACUCCUCAUUGUUUCUAUGACCUAACUCGGCCAAGAAUGGAGCUUAUCAUCACGCCCACGCAAGCACUUGUGCCUUUGUCAGUCCUGUUCCUAGUAUACCACGCAAUUCGAGCAUUGUUCUUCGGAAAAGCAGAAUCAAAGCAUUGGGAAGAGCUACCGGUCGUAGGCCUUCAGAAAGGAUGGUUCGAAUGGGUGUGGGCAACGUUGAAGUCCAUUCGAAAGACACAGGACUGGGCGUUCGAAGGUUACCGCAAGUUUGCUGCCGUGAACAGCCCUUUUAUUCUGCCUAGCAUUGACAGAGGAGCGAUGAUCAUCCUACCUCCACGUUUGAUCAAGAAGGUCUACUCGCUCCCGGAAAGCACGCUCGACAUCCAUGCGACGCAAAGUGAGACCAUUCAAACGAAAUGGACAGUCUGGGACAAAGAGGUAGCCGACAAUGACUUCCAGAUCAACGUUGUGCGUCAUCAGAUUACACGGAAUCUCGAGCACCUGACGCCGCUGAUGGCCGAUGAACUUGACAGAGGCUUCGAGCGGUGGUGGGGAGGUAAAGACGACACCGAGUGGAAGGAGGUCGCGGUAUGGGACGCGUGCUUGAAGUUGAUUGCCGGUGCGAGUAAUGGCGCCUUCUGCGGCGCACCGCUGUGUCGAGACGAGCAGUUUUUGAAUGAUCUUAGGGAUCAUGCGAUGAGCAUCUUCGCUGGCGCUAUGCUUAUCAACGCGACGCCCAAACCGCUCAAACCCGUCACUGGUGCUCUCGUAGGAUCCACCUGCUGGUACUUGCGACGAAAAGCGAUGAAGGGUUGUUUGCCUUUUGUAACAGAAAGAUUAAAUGCUACUGCCCAGUUCAAGGCUGAUGCGAAAUGUGGAUGGACCCCACCCAAAGACGGUCUCCAAUGGCUGAUCGACGAGUGCUACGCCGCAGCCGCGAAAGGAGACGUGGGGCAACUGGACCCGAAGCGAGUGGCACAUCGUCUUUUGUUGGUUAACGACAUUUCUCUGCAUUCGACCAGCUUUACUGUACAGAAUGUGAUCCUGGAUCUCUUCAGCUCGGAUCCAGCAAUGGGUUAUGUUGAUGCACUACGCGAAGAAGCUGCAUCGGUGCUUGCCAAGGCAGGUGGUGUAUGGACACGCGAUGCAGUGCGAGAUCUGAAGCUCAUUGACUCGAUGAUCCGUGAGUCAAUGAGACUCAAUCCAUUUGCGAUUGUUGGACUUCCGCGAACAGUCGUGCAUCCCGAAGGUAUCCGACUUCCGGUGUCCAACGUUCAUGUACCACAAGGAACCAUGAUUGCAGUUCCUAUGGAGCCGAUUCAUUAUGACGAAAGCAUUUAUCCUCAAGCACGCAGCUUCAACGCGUUUCGUUUUGCGGAUCCGAACAACGUUACUAGUAUUGUCGACAAUUUCGCAACCAAGGAUGAUCUCGAAGCCACCAAAGCCGAUGCAAGCGACCGUAAAGGCAAGUCCACUGCUACUCUUGAUGACGCUUUCCUUGGUUUUGGGUUUGGACGGCAUGCGUGUCCUGGACGAUUCUUCGCUUUGAAUGAGAUGAAGGUCUUCAUAGCACACAUGCUGCUAAACUAUGACGUUGAGCACAUGGCAGUCAGACCAAAACCUCUGGAUACUGUAUGGCUGAAGCUUCCGUUACAUGGUGGAAAGAUCCGAGUGCGUCGAAGGCCGACAGUUGCGUAGAUAGGACAAAACAUGCUUUGCUUAUCUGUGUAUCGAGUGCAACCCUAUAAUCGCUACUUUGAUGAUACGAUGUAAUCCAUGUGUAUCUGCCAGAAUAGGGAAUUGUACCAACGGUAGAGAACAGUCGUGGGCAAGACAUAGCCCGUUUGCCUGAGACGGAUGUCGCUUCCUCGACCGCAACAUACAGUUUCGUGCGGGGGGCCAUAGCACCUAGAAUCUGAGCCGAGGUGAUGGAUGCGUAUC
Messenger RNA from Alternaria alternata, 2110 nucleotides. Its product is annotated as cytochrome P450. Bases 218 to 1867 code for a protein of 549 amino acids. The record is from RefSeq and is a predicted model, not a curated record. The transcript is spliced from 5 exons. Gene Ontology annotation, molecular function: monooxygenase activity; oxidoreductase activity, acting on paired donors, with incorporation or reduction of molecular oxygen; iron ion binding. Lineage: Eukaryota; Fungi; Ascomycota; Dothideomycetes; Pleosporales; Pleosporaceae.